Messenger RNA from Osmerus eperlanus (European smelt), 1504 nucleotides. Its product is annotated as CUGBP Elav-like family member 5. Gene Ontology annotation, molecular function: mRNA binding. Gene Ontology annotation, biological process: regulation of alternative mRNA splicing, via spliceosome; mRNA splice site recognition. The coding region runs from base 21 to 1130 and encodes 369 amino acids. The record is from RefSeq and is a predicted model, not a curated record. Gene Ontology annotation, cellular component: nucleus; cytoplasm; ribonucleoprotein complex. The transcript is spliced from 10 exons. Lineage: Eukaryota; Metazoa; Chordata; Actinopteri; Osmeriformes; Osmeridae.
CCUGUCUGUCUCUUUUCUAGAUGACUCGUCCAAUCCAGGUGAAGCCUGCCGACAGUGAGAGUCGUGGAGAAGACAGGAAGUUGUUUGUGGGAAUGCUCAACAAGCAGCAGUCGGAGGAGGAUGUGUAUCACCUGUUUGAGCCGUACGGAGUCAUUGAGGAGUGCACCGUCCUCAGGGGUCCUGAUGGAAACAGCAAAGGCUGUGCCUUUGUAAAGUUCUCUACACAUGCAGAAGCCCAGUCUGCAAUCAGUGCUCUGCACGGCAGCCAGACCUCACCAGGCUCCUCGUCCAGCUUGGUGGUGAAGUUUGCCGACACGGACAAGGAGCGCACCGUCCGGCGCAUGCAGCAGAUCGUUGGACAGUUUGGGAUCUUCAACCCUGCUGUUGCCCUGCCCUUCACCUCCUAUAGCAGCUACGCACAUGCGCUGAUGCAGCAGCAGACAGCCGUCAUGACAGGGGGGCAGGGGGGGCAUCUGGCCCCCUGCAUCUCCUUCCCCACCACCCAGCUCCACCACAUGGGGGCGCUCAGCCUCAACGGACUCCAGCACACGUCUCUGGGGGCGGCUGCAGACUUCCACCAGGCCCUGGGCCUCAGCUCUCCUCCAGCCAGUCUCUCUAGCUCUGGUCCCAGCCUGGUGAGUCCCCUGGUGAACGGCUUCGCCCCCCUGGCCGGCCUGCCCACUGCCCCCCCCUCCCUGGAGCCUUUGUACACCAAUGGCCUCCCCCCGUACUCCACCCACAGCCCCGCCCCUGACAGCCUGCAGCCGGCCUACACCGGGGUGCAGCAGUACACAGCGAUCUACCCCUCCCCCAGCCUCCCCCCUCAGGCACUGCAGCACCAGCAGAGAGAAGGUGAGGGACCAGAGGGUUGUAACCUCUUCAUCUACCACCUGCCUCAGGAGUUCGGGGACAGCGAGCUCCUGCAGAUGUUUCUCCCUUUCGGCAGCAUCAUCUCCUCCAAGGUGUUCAUGGACCGCGCCACCAACCAGAGCAAGUGCUUCGGGUUUGUUAGUUUCGACAACCCAUCCAGCGCCCAGGCUGCCAUCCAGGCCAUGAACGGCUUCCAGAUCGGUAUGAAGAGAUUGAAGGUGCAGCUCAAGAGGCCCAAGGAUGCCAGCAGGCCGUACUGACCAGGUCUGUAAUUGGCUGGUCUCUCUUAGGGGGAGGAUAUCUCACAGGAGUUCAGCUUUUUAUUUCUUUUGAAAAAGAAAAUAUGUUUGAAGAAAACAAAAACAUCAAUACAAAAAGUAUUUCCGAAGACAUAUCAGCAUUUACUUAUGAAGACGCGGGUUAUCUUGGCGACAGAUGGAGCAACGGGGUGGUUGCCACGACAACGUACACGCAGAUGACGCAGCAAGAGGCAGGUCAAGAUGAGAACAGCGUUAGGGUCAGCCCUGACAGAACAGCGUUAGGGUCAGCCCUGACAGAACAGUUAGGGUCAGCCCUGACAGAACAGCGUUAGGGUCAGCCCUGACAGAACUGUUAGGGUCAGCCCUGACAGAAC